Amphibalanus amphitrite is the source of this 2429-nucleotide messenger RNA. RefSeq lists its product as uncharacterized. Lineage: Eukaryota; Metazoa; Arthropoda; Thecostraca; Balanomorpha; Balanidae. Bases 486 to 2342 code for a protein of 618 amino acids. Gene Ontology annotation, molecular function: L-proline transmembrane transporter activity; L-alanine transmembrane transporter activity. Gene Ontology annotation, biological process: L-alanine transport; amino acid transmembrane transport. The record is from RefSeq and is a predicted model, not a curated record. The transcript has 10 exons. Gene Ontology annotation, cellular component: vacuolar membrane.
AUUCAAACAUCGGCAAAUUCGGCGACUCUUGCGCUCUUGCGUCAUUUUAGAUCGAUAUUAAAUCGUGUGCAAUUUAAUUACGCGGAACUCUUUACUGCUUGCUUCUUCGAGGCUCCAGCCACCCCUUACCUUACUUUAGUUUAGUAAAAGUGAAAUUGCUUAGAUUUGCAUUUGGCUGCCCAAUUUAUUUCAGUGUGGUCCAGCUUUGAAUCGAUGUAAGAUAAAUCACGUAUUGGGUGCAAAACGUUGACUCUAAGAAAACCUUUUGGUGAAUAAUGUCUCGUUUUCUUGGUAUCAGUGUCGAGGGAGAAAACAAAAUGCUAGGGUACAUAACGCUACGCCGGUAUUUAUAACAGCUUCAUUGUACAAAAAGUACAUCUUAUAUUAUAAAGGCAUCUUAUAAGGGCAACAUGAAUGGAGGAUAACCAGAGACGUGUCAACGCUGCUGUAAACCGUCAGGCGCCCGGGACAAAACCAACCAUCCCAUGGAGCAUCAUGGCUCGGAAGGAGCUAACCAGGCAGACGACGGACUUCACUCGGUCUCAGCGGCGGACAUUGGACCAGGGACCAGCUCGACGCCAGGGCCGGAGACUGUCUCGGUGCCUGUCUCGGCGCCUGUCUCGGCGCCUACCCUAGCUUCAGGCUCAGAACCACAGGCAAUUCCUGGAACAGCUACUGAGUUAGCUCCUGAGUCAGACCAGGGCUCAACGUCAGAGUCAGUUGCCGGAUCGCCUCCAGCGGCAGGCUCGGAAUCAGCUCCUGAUGCAGUUUCUGGUUCAGUUGCCGGCUCGCCUCCCGUGUCAGCUCUUGGCUCAUCACCCGCUUCAGCUCCAGGUUCCAUUCAUUUCUCGGCCCAUGUCUCAGCUCUGGACCCAGUCCCUGUGUCAGCCUCUGCCUCGGCCCCUGUCCCAGCCUCUGCCUCAGCCCCCGGCUCCGGCCCCGUGUCUGCCCCGACGACCCGGGCUGGGUCAGCGACCCGACAGACCUCAGUCGGCACCUGUGACCUCCAGAAGGAGGGCUACGGCGUCAUCACGGCAGCCGUGUUCCUGACGUCCACCUCCGUGGGCGCCAACCUGCUGAACGUGCCGCAGGGCAUGGCGUUCCUCGGCUGGCUGGGUCUGCCGGUGCUGGCCGUGCUGGGCUUCCAGAGCUGGUUCUGCUCACACCUGCUGGCGAGCAGCUGGAUGCUGGUCGAGACGCUGGACCCGUCUCUGUCUGGGGUCGUCCACCAGCCAUAUCCCGUCAUGGCCGAGCGAGCACUCGGAUACUGGGCCAAACAUCUGAUCUCUGUGGCGGUGCUGGCCGUGGACACGCUGAGCAGCGUGAUGCUGCUGGUGCUGGCCUCGGACCUGGUGGCCAGCAUCGUCCGCUACGUCUUCCCCCCGGCCCAGCCCACCGUCUGCGUCCUGAUCCUGCUCAUGGCCGCCUUCCUCUGCCCCUUCACGUGGUUCGAGUCGCCGAAAAACUUCUGGAUGGUGGCCGUGCUGGGUCUGUCCACCUCGAUGGCCUCCUGGGUGCUACUGCUGAUGAAGCUCUGCGCCGACUUCUGUCACCGUCCGUCGCCUCCCCCACGCAUCCCUCCCUCACCCCUGCGGAUGCUGGUCGGCAUGAGCGGCGUCACCAACUGCUUCAGCUCCGGCGGUGUGCAGCCCACCAUCCAGGCAGACAUGCGAGACCGGUCUGCCUUCAGUUCGGCACUGGCCGCCGUAUUUCUUGUGGUGAGCCUUAUGGUGAGCUCAAUGGCUGCCACCAGCUAUACCUUGAUCGGCUCUGAGGCUCGCUCCAGCAUCAUACACAACAUGGGUCCCGGCCGCCUGCUUCUGGCUAUACAGAGUCUGAUGCUGGUGCAUGUUCUCACCUCCUUCAUCAUCUACAUCAACCCGCUGUAUCAAGAACUGGAGGAAAUGCUCACCAUUCCAGAAGGCAGCUGGCGUCAGUACACGUUCCGUUCGUUCUGCAUGUGCCUUCUGGUGCUGGUCAGCGAGGCGCUGCCCGACUUCAGCAACGUGCUCGACCUGCUCUCCGUGCUGGCCAUCAUCAUCACGAUGGUGGUGCCGCCUAUCAUGUACCUGAGACUCACCAGCCGCCCCGAGCUCAACAUAAAGCUGAGUACGACGGAGAAGGCGCUGCUCGUGUUUCUGGUGGCUACCGGGAUGGUGUACAGCGCCGCCAGCGCCUUCGGAGCCACUUCGUUCGUAUUCGUCGAGCAACAGCAGGGCUCGUGCUUCAGGGCUGGACAGACGGUCAAACCACCCGACAUCAAGGCGCUGCAGCCCACCACACCGGCCAGCCGAGCUUUCAUCUUCAAGGCCCAGAUUCUCACCUUCAAACCACCAACCUAACUGUGCUGUUAACACAGGUGCUCUAUGUGAUAUACGUUUUUGAUAUACCAAUAGACUACUUUUGAAUAAACCCACAUUCAACCUGAA